Lutzomyia longipalpis is the source of this 1779-nucleotide messenger RNA. RefSeq lists its product as uncharacterized. Gene Ontology annotation, molecular function: ligand-gated monoatomic ion channel activity. The record is from RefSeq and is a predicted model, not a curated record. Lineage: Eukaryota; Metazoa; Arthropoda; Insecta; Diptera; Psychodidae. The transcript has 6 exons. Gene Ontology annotation, cellular component: membrane. The coding region runs from base 1 to 1779 and encodes 592 amino acids.
AUGGAUAUUUUAGCGGGUGGCGUCAUUGUAAAUAUUUCCAUUAUUUCUCUCUUUAAUCAAAUCGUCCCUCAAUAUUUCUUGGAAUUGAGCUCCAUUGCAAUUGUUGUGGAUGAAAAGCCAUCGAGUUUACUUUUGCGAGAAUAUUCUGAUGAAUUGGAGAUUUUCUUCAAAUCCGCUGAAUCUUUUCCUCCAGUUUUGUGGAUUUCUGUGGAAAAUCCUUUUGAAGAAGAAAGACUAGAGGAAAAAAUCCUUUCGGUCAGUGAGUUGGGAUGUCAAGGAUUUAUUGUGGCAUCAACAAGAGUAGUGGAAUUUAUUGAAUUAAAAUAUCAAGUUACUGAGAAAGCAGUUCAACGUCAAAGAGAUAAAUAUUUUAUAUUUCUCCUCGAUGACCAGGAUGUUUUCCCAUCACAUUUGAUUGUAAGACGUUCCAAGGAAAUUGAUGGCUUUGAAUUAAUAACUCAAAAAUUCGUCAGUAAUCACGAUAAUGAAGAAGGAAUCAUUUUGGGUUACCUGCAAGAAAAUAAAUCCGCAAUUGUGGAUUUUUUUCCUGAUAAAUUGAAGAAUAUGCAGGGAAAGGACAUCCCAUCGGCAACACUGACCUACCCUCCUUAUAUGAUAAUAGACAAUGUACCUCCAGGGCAAGGAAAUGUCGAUGAAUUCGAAACAAAUGAAUUAAAAACUCUUUACAUGGAUGGAACUGAAGCUAUAAUGAUGUUUGAGUUCAGCCGCUUAAGGAAUUUUACAAUGAAAAUGAAACGAUUUGAGCAUGACUGUUGGGGUGAAUUGUAUGAGAAUGGAUCAUCUGAUGGACUCCUCGGGAGUAUUUAUCAGAAAGAAGUUGAUUUUGCCGUUGGUUGCCUAUCAAUGUGGUACUACCACGAGAUGGAAUAUUCAUUCACAAUCGCACAAUCAUCUGUAAGAUUUCUUGUUCCAGGAGCACAGAUCCUUCCACCUUCCCUAACACCCACACUUCCUUUUUCGUGGAAAGUCUGGAUAGCAAUCUUUCUAACUGUUAUCAUUGACGUCGUCAUAUAUUAUUUCAUUGAAAAGAAAGUCCUGAAAACUCCAGGACAUACCGCCAGGACGACUUUUGGCCUUGUAGCGUUGAGAAUUUCAUCGAUUUAUCUUCAACAAGCUGCCCCUGAAACCUCGAGGUGGUCAUCUGUCAGGCUUCUUCUUGCAACCUUUAUCCUUUCGAGUCUCGUCGUGGUCAAUUCUUACAGCGGAGGACUUGCAAGUGUCCUCACAGUGCCCAAGUACGAAGAUUCAAUUGAUUCAAAUCAACAAUUCGCUGAUAGUGAUGUUAAAUGGGGAGCCCCGUCGGAUGCGUGGAUUUAUCAAAUUGUGGGAGCUGAAGAGCCCAUGUACAAGACAAUUGUGAAGAAUUUCGAAAUCAAAAGCUACGAUGAGUUCCAAAAAUUGUCCUUUUCAAGGACAUACGGAUUCGCAAUCGAAAGGCUGAAUUAUGGAGAAUAUGCUUUUGGUUCUUAUAUCACCGAACCUUCGAUGAGUUAUUUCGACAUGACAAAGGAGGAUAUAUAUUUCCUGUGGACCUGUCUUAUCCCUGUGCCAGGAUGGCCAUUGAUGGAUUACUUUAAUAAGCACGUCCAGGAGGUUCUUCAACACGGGCUCUGGGAUUAUUGGGAGCGAAGAAUCACCGAAAAGUACUUCAAUGUCAAAGUUCAACUCGGAAUGCAUCAACUUAGUGCGGGUUAUCGAGAUAAUCCUGGCAUAACAAGCCUCAAGUUGAUCACAUUUCUGGACCACUUUUUCUCUUAG